GGUUGUGUAAGUGUAGCUGACACACCGAGACCGUCGCGCGCAUCUCGUCGGUCUCGCGGUUCAGGAAGGCGGCGGCGGGUCGACGUGGUCUGCAGGACUGCUCCCAUCCGCCUCGCAGUCUCGUAUUCGUCGCUUGAAUCCCGUGGCUAGAGUCGCUAUCAUCCCCUCCUCCUCGGUUCGGAAUGGUCUCGCUUCGAUUCUCCUGGCCACUAGAAGCCUUUGACGGGGAGCAUAGCAGACAGGGGCCGCUCCCUCGCGCGAAACCAAGAACGUCCCUGCCGCAUGUUGGGUACCACGGCGUAUAUGUCGCCGUUAGCAGCGCCCCGGCGAUGUUUGCCUCAGGCGUUGACCCAGUACGGCGUCGUGUUACUGUGGUGUACGCGGAUCCUGAGGCCGUCCACGUCGGCGCUGACCCACGGCCCGCGAGCCAGAAGGUUGCGUCCACCGGUGACGGAGGCGUCGCAGGUGGUGGACUUGUAGAAGACCUCGUGCGUGGUGAAGACGAGCCAGCUUGGGUAGGAGGGAGUUGGUAUGCGAAAGCGGAUGGACAUACAUGGCGCGGCGAACAGUGCGCCGGUGUAGUGGAGAUCGUAUAGGGAGAGUCGCUUAUUGAGACGCGGCCGAUCUUCAGGCGGUGACCUCCUAGCGGACGGCCGACGACCCAGGACGCAAGAAUGAAGAAGAUGGUAGGAUGAUCUCUCCAGAGAACUGCAGGAACUCUCUGAAGCGCAGGGCAGCAUUCUUGUGCAUCGCUCGCGCAAUACAGCCUCGGAGGUGCGGUCUCUGCUAGCCCCAGGGAUUUGGUUGCCAGUGCUGGGGUGUGCGAUAGGUAUGCCGGAGGCUAACAGUACUUGGGAUGGCACCAUGCCACGCGCUAUAAAGGCCAGGGGUAUAGGAGGCGUGAAAUUCGAGUGGCAUUUGGGGUGGCAGUCGUCUUCCUUCGUCCUUGCUGCCUCGCGGGUCUGUUUCCAAUCGGCUAACGUCAUAGUCACGCCUGUCACAAUUCAUUAA
Fomitopsis serialis is the source of this 1011-nucleotide messenger RNA. RefSeq lists its product as uncharacterized. Lineage: Eukaryota; Fungi; Basidiomycota; Agaricomycetes; Polyporales; Fomitopsidaceae. Bases 183 to 596 code for a protein of 137 amino acids. The record is from RefSeq and is a predicted model, not a curated record. The transcript has 4 exons.